Rubroshorea leprosula is the source of this 1912-nucleotide messenger RNA. NCBI's taxonomy places the organism in Eukaryota, Viridiplantae, Streptophyta, Magnoliopsida, Malvales, Dipterocarpaceae. The record is from the annotation of a GenBank genome assembly.
AAUAAAUUGUUUUGCACUUCCUACAAUUUUGGACUGCAAAACAUGGCUUUUGCAGAGCUAUUAAACAAUGCUUUAGACGAGGCUUGCAAUGGAGCUACUUAUGUUCACAUUGAUAUGUUGGAAAAUAAGAAAGGUGCUGAGUCCAAGAUGUUGCUGGUUGAAGGGAUUGAUGGAAAAAGCCCAACAAAGAGUAUUGGAAUGCUUUCCUACACAUUUUUUAUGGGGACUGGAAAAGAGGAUAUUGUGGUUCCAAUGAUUGACUAUGAGAAAAGAGAACAAGGUUGGACCAAGUUGGUACGUUCUUCUGAGGAUGAUUGGAACAGAAAUUUAGAAACCAUAGUGCAGUGGUCACCAUAUCUUAGUGAUCAAGAUUUACUCCAUCAAUUCAAUUUCAUCAAAGAUCAAGGUACCCGGAUUGUAAUAUACAAUCUUUGGGAGGAUGAUGAAGGAGAGUUGGAACUAGAUUUUGACAUAGACAAACAUGACAUUCAGAUUAGAGGAGUCAAUCGAAAUCCAAAGAACAUAGAAGAUGCAAAAAAAUAUCACAACUGUAGGCACUUCUUUACUUACCGGCAGUCUUUAAGGAGUUAUGCAUCAAUUCUCUACCUUCAACUUCCACCUAAUUUCAAAAUGGUUUUGCGUGGGAAAGAAGUUGAGCAUCAUAACAUCGUGAAUGACAUGAUGGAAGCUAAGCAGAUGAUAUACAAACCUACCUGUGUUAAAAAGAAUAUACCAAAUGAUUCAGCUGUGAACGUCUCUCUAGAUUUUAACUUAUGGUUGCAACUUGCAACUGUUAAGAUAGGGUUUGUGAAGGAUGCAUCACAUCAUGUUGAUGUUCAGGGAUUUAAUGUUUAUCAUAAAAAUCGACUUAUCAAGCCAUUUUGGAGGGUCCGGAAUGCUGCUGGAAGUAAUGGCCGUGGGGUGAUAGGUGUUUUGGAGGCUAAUUUUCUCGAACCAGCUCAUGACAAACAAGGUUUUGAGCGCACUACAGUGCUUUCAAGACUGGAGGCAAGAUUGGUUGCAAUUCAGAAGGACUACUACCGUGCAAUUCUGCUCUUCUUCUCCCCUGCAGCUCCCGAAAGCCCCCAAGCUGACGACAGCCCUCCCUUGAAGAAAAAUCGAUCUAGCUGCUGUUUCCUCCCCCUCCGUACACUGCUAUUGCCGGUGAGAGUCAAUUCCGUGACUCCCCUGCAUUUUCGGUCAGGCCCCCAAACCUGCCAGCUCCAAUUUCUGCUGCUGCUGGGAAAUUUUGGUAUGUUGACAGCUCCUCCAAACUUGAAAUUUCAUCAAUAAAUUGCUGGCUGUGUUGUCCAAAUUUUACAGAAAAAUGGGGAUGAAUUCCGGGAGCAAUUAGAGCAUUUUAAGCGUGUUUUGUUGCUUAAUUCAUGUAGGAAUUAGUUUAAUUAGGCUGCUGUGAUUUUUGGAGACUAAAUCCCGUGAAUUAGCUAGUGUUUUGGCCAAUUUUUGGAAGUUGCAGUGCUGUUCACGGCGUAAGCACUGUUCACCGGCACUGUUCAUGCACUGAUGGCCAACAAUUAAAGGGGAUUUAAAUGUUUAGUUUGUAAUAUAAGAACAAAUUUGGAGAUGUCCGGUCAUUUGGAGAUUGAUAGGAAUAGCAUCGUGAUUAGGGGUAGUCAUGGUGAUUUUACUUUUGAACCCGUGUGGCACGAUAAUUAAUUUUUGGAUAUUUUGAUUAUAUUCCUGAUUCUUCUGUUAGUUUAGCACUAAGAUCGAGUCUUCGGUUUUAUGCGAGUGAGGUAAGUAAAUUUAUGGUAAUGACUAUACAGUUUUUAAAAGCAUAUUUUGAUUUGUUUUUGAAGUAGUGGCUGGACUAAACUUGUUUUAUACAAAAGUAAGUAUGACUGAUUUGAAGUGAAAUUUUUAUGUUUUUUAUUAAAUUGAGCAUGCCUAC